GGCCGUAUUUGCCACACUUUACACUCGAGGUUUCUCGGAAGGUUGGACCACCAAAGGGAUAGCCAAAGAUGUUCUCUCCCUCUCUCAAACCGUCGCUUCGCAUGCAGGCAAGUAGAGCAUGACACUGCAUGUGAGGUCCCCUGCUCCCUCAUGGCUCUGAAAGGCUGGCUCCAAUUGACGAAUCGGUUGCUCGGCAUGGGCGUGCUUUUGUUCUGGCGUCUUUUAACAUUUAUGGCCUUUCCGCCUUCUUCCAUUCCCCGCGAAAAUGUGGUCGCCCGCGUUGCCGAACGUACCCGCGAUACUGGUUCCACGGUUCAAUGUCAAGCUUUGAAGUUCAAAGCGCUGUCGUGUUCCUGGCAGCGAGUUAAAUUUUCAAACGAAAGCAACUCACCCUGGUCUGCCCAGUCCUGAUAAUUAACUAUACGUCCCAGCUAGCGGCACAGUGAUGCUCUGUCCGCUUCUCUCCCGCCUACUGCAUCU
Molecule: messenger RNA, 480 nt
Organism: Xylona heveae TC161
Lineage: Eukaryota; Fungi; Ascomycota; Xylonomycetes; Xylonales; Xylonaceae
Exons: 1
Coding region: 151-411 (86 amino acids)
Source: RefSeq, a predicted model, not a curated record